UUCAUAUAGUGCACACGUUCCUGAGCAAGACCUUGCACAUAAUUCAUUAGCCGGCCAUGGCCAUAGUCACGAAGAGAGCAGAGAGCCAUGUCCUCCUCAGCCUCUCCUACCUGCUCCUCUACAGCCAUGUUCCCCGUAUCACCUCGCUUAGCUUCGACUACAACUUCUCCACCCCCGGUGUCCUCGCUGGCGCCGACCUCACGUACAUGUCCAGUUCCACCGCUGCCGGCGACCGGAUCAACCUGACGAAGGCCUCGACCUGGAGCACCGGCCGGGUGGCCCACGUGCAGCCGGUGCGGCUCUGGGACAGCAGCACCGGCAAGGUCGCUAGCUUCACCUCCAACUUCACCUUCGCCAUCACGUACCUCGUCAACGUGAAUCAGGGCGAUGGCAUGGCGUUCUUCGUCGGGCCAUACCCGCCGAGCCUGCCGCAAGACUCGAAUGGCGGUUUCCUUGGGCUCUUCAACAACCCCAGCAACCCGGCCAACACCUACUUCCCGCCGACCGUCGGCGUGGAGUUCGACGCCUUCAAGAACACCUGGGAUCCCAACGGCACCUGGAACCACGUCGGCGUGGACGUCAACAACAUCACGUCGGUGGCGUACGCGGCGCUGCCAGACUCGAGCUUCAACGGGACCAUGUCGGCAUGGGUCAGGUACGACGCCAACGCGAGCACGCUCUCGGUGGCCCUCCGGUUCGACGAUCUGCCGGGGCUGGGCCUCUACAACGUCAGCACCACAGUCGACUUCAGGGCCGCCGGGCUGCCACAGGACGCCGCGGUGGGUUUCUCUGGAGCUACCGGGGAUUACGUGGAGCGGCACCAGAUUCUUUCUUGGUCGUUUGAGUCGACUCUGGACAGCAUCGCCGUGGUCCACAACGCCGGCAAAAAAACCUCAAAGACAAAACACAUAGGCCUGAUAGCCGGAUUGGUAUCCGUUGCUGUCUUCAUACUGCUUACCUUAGCGGCAUGGCUGUGCUACCUUCAAUAUCUGAAAAGAAAAGGCACCAUACAAACGCAAGAAGCGCCCGAUGAUGCAGACACUCCUCUCGACGGAGACAUGGACAAUGAGUUCGAGAAGGGGACAGGGCCUCGAAGAUUCAGCUACGGCGAACUGUCGCAGGCGACCCAUGGAUUCUCCGACGACGAGAAGCUCGGCGAGGGCGGCUUUGGGUCGGUGUAUCGUGGGUUCUUGCAGGAUCAGGGGCUCCAUGUGGCCAUCAAGAGGGUUUCCAAGACGUCACGACAGGGGAGGAGGGAGUACAUCUCUGAGGUGAUGAUCAUAAGCCGUCUCAGGCAUCGCAACCUUGUACAGCUCGUCGGGUGGUGCCACGAGGCCGACGAGCUCCUUCUCGUAUACGAGCUCAUGACGAACGGCAGCCUCGACACCCAUCUUUAUAGUCAAGAAAACAUCCUAACAUGGCCGAUCAGGUACAAGAUCAUUCUUGGCAUCGGCGCUGGUCUUCUGUACCUGCACCAGGAGUGGGAGCAAUGCGUGGUGCACAGGGACAUCAAGCCGAGCAACGUGAUGCUCGACUCGUCGUUCAACGCGAAGCUGGGGGACUUUGGUCUCGCGCGCCUCAUCGAUCACAGCCGCGGUGCGCACACGACGAUGCUCGCCGGCACCAUGGGCUACAUGGACCCGGAGUGUGCGGUGACCAGCAGGGCCAGUGCCGAGACCGACGUCUACAGCUUUGGCGUCGUCCUCCUUGAGAUCGCCUGCGGCCGGAAGCCCAUAGUCCCCCAGGAGGAGGAAGAGAGCGAGAUCCGGCUCGUGAACUGGGUCUGGGGGCUGUACGGGAGAAGCGCUCUCCUCGACACGGCGGACGCGCGGCUGCUCGACGGCGAGUUCGACCCGCUGGAGAUGGAGCGCGCACUGAUCGUGGGGCUCUGGUGCGUGCACCCGGACUACGAGUUCCGGCCGUCCAUUCGGCAGGCCAUGAACGUGCUCCAGUUCGAGGCGCCACUGCCGGAGCUCCCGCUGGAGAUGCCCGUGCCGACGUACGGGCCGCCGGCCGGUGGCGGUUACGGAUCGAGCUACACGUCGUCGUCGUCUGGAAGUGCCAGCACCAUAGGGUACUCAUCGACAAGUGACCGGAAAGCGCGCUUGUCCGGCUCGGCGGCGAUGAGCGGCAACCACGGGACACGUUCUUCUGUUACCUCUCACAGUCACACGAGGAGUGCAACAAAAGGGAUUGCAUGUGCAUCCACGCCGAAUCAGUCCGCGGACAGGUCCAGGACGCGCGCUAGUGGUGGACGCUCGGCCACGACAGAGCAUUUUCAGUCCACACUCUACUCUUCCUAGCUCGCUGUCGUCUAAUGUGCUGUCCAGCACUCCAUUCGUGGAGUCAAUGCACCGUCGGAGUGAUUUAUUUUAAAGAGUAAAAUUUACCAGCGGUACUAAAACUUGUACCGUGGUAUCAUAGGAUCCUAAACUCUUUAAGCGUGCCAUGCAUAAUCUAAAUCUCCAUAAUUAUCA
Phragmites australis (common reed) is the source of this 2477-nucleotide messenger RNA. RefSeq names its product L-type lectin-domain containing receptor kinase IX.1-like. Gene Ontology annotation, molecular function: protein kinase activity; carbohydrate binding; ATP binding. Bases 57 to 2303 code for a protein of 748 amino acids. Gene Ontology annotation, biological process: protein phosphorylation. Lineage: Eukaryota; Viridiplantae; Streptophyta; Magnoliopsida; Poales; Poaceae. Gene Ontology annotation, cellular component: plasma membrane. The transcript is spliced from 4 exons. The record is from RefSeq and is a predicted model, not a curated record.